CACCUGGUCCAGUGACAGGCUUGCAAAUCAUGCCAGUUAACACAACAAGGGCACAAGUUCUCUGGCAAUGCCCUCGUGAUGAAGACAAACAUGGUGUUAUAGAAAGCUUUCUCAUCUUUCAACGAGUGCAGAUGUUGAAACCAUUUGACCUUGAUGUAAAUUCGGAGGUCACUGAGACUUGGAUGUUAGAUGCCAGACCUCAGGCUUGUUCCAGAAGCUAUUCUGUGCCAGUUAGGCUACAGCCUGAAGUCACCUACAUCUUUCAGAUUCAGGCCAAGGUUAGCGGCGUUGACCAGCCAGGGGAGCUAGUUUCACGGGUGUUUAUAGCCCCGGCUGAUGUACCAAAACCAAUUGCAACACUACCCACAAGCGAGCCGUACACAGACGAAAGCUCGUUGAGAGAGUCGACUUUCUCAGUCAAAGUCUGCGGUUCCUGCCUCCUGGACAACUCAUAUGGGAAAGUCUCAGCUUUUGGGAUUCUGGUAUGCCAGGAAGGAUUCUGUGACCAAA
This is a messenger RNA of Candidula unifasciata, 510 nucleotides long. The record is from the annotation of a GenBank genome assembly. NCBI's taxonomy places the organism in Eukaryota, Metazoa, Mollusca, Gastropoda, Stylommatophora, Geomitridae.